AAAUUCAUUUCAAUUUUUAUAAACAUAGCCAAAAACCCCAAAACCAUAAACCAAUCCCCAAGUGUAAAGCAAAAAGAGAGUUCCAGAAUAAGAAUCUUGAUUCAAUACCACAAAGAAAAAGAAAAGCAAACACAAGAAGUCAUCUCAUUUUAUAAACUCAAUUUGCAAGACCAAAGAAAGAAUUUUCUCUUCUUUCUAACAUCUCUUAUUGUUCUUUUGUCACCUCUUGAAAAUCACGAAGAGGAAAACUGUUAUCGGUAUUGAAAACGUCCUUUUUCUCAUUUUUUUUCUUGAAAGGUUGCCAUGGCAGAAGAAUUUCAACUAGGAAGUGGAAAUUGGUGGGAAAAUAGUGCAUCCACAUCGAGGAAUAGGUUCGAUAGUGGCUCAUCCAAUACUCCUACAACUUCCUCAUCCACUAGUAACUAUAGUAAUUGGCCGACAGAAACUCAUGUGGACAUCAAACCUAGGACUUUCUUGGACUCCGGGUCGGUGUUGGAAUCUUCUGGUGGCGGCGGAAUUGGUGGUGGAGGAGGAGGAGGUGGCGAUGGCGUUUUAUCUUCUCAUGAUUCCAAUUUCCAAAUUAUGGGCUUAGGCCUUACUUCUCAAGCACAUGAAUGGAACCACCAAUCUUUAUUGAGGGGUGAAAAAGCUGAGAGUGGGUUUUCUUCAUUACUUCAACAAGAAGACAUAAGUUCAAAUACAAAUAAGUAUCAACAAGAAGCUAAUUCUCAUGAUCAAGAUCAUCAUUGGAGUACUAGACAAAAAAUGUUAUAUUCUGGUAAUUCUGAGGAUUCUUCAUCACAAAUGAAUAAUAUUAGGGGAUUUUCAUUAGAUCAAAAUAAUCCAAUAUUUAGUCAUUCAUCAACAAGUACUAUGUCACAACAAGGAGGACUCUAUAAUAUUAAUCCAUCAAAUUAUGAAGUAGCUGAUAAUCAUCAAGUGAUGCAUUCAUCUACAACAAAUUCUUGGUCUAAAUUUCCUCAAUUUCUCCGAACAUCACCGCCGGAACAGCCGUUGCUACCGCCAUCGCCGUUGCCACCGCCUCAUAGCCAGCUGCAUUUCUCAAAUAAUACACCUUUUUGGAAUGCAAGUGCAGCUGCCAUGAAUGAUCUACCCUCAAGUCUAUUUCCUUCUAAUUUGCAUAAUCCACAACUUCCCAAUAACCCAAUAGUGGAUGAGAAAGCAAAGCAGAAUAUGGGAGAGGUUAGGGAAAUUAAAAUAUCAAAGAAAACUAGCAGUACUGAAACAUCAAAUAAAAGGCCAAGGAAUGAUCAAACUCCAUCUCCUUCGCCAGCUUUUAAGGUGAGGAAGGAGAAAAUGGGAGACAGAAUCACUGCACUUCAACAGCUAGUCUCACCUUUUGGAAAGACUGAUACAGCUUCUGUACUAUCAGAAGCAAUUGAGUACAUAAAGUUCCUCCAUGAUCAAAUUGGUGCAUUAAGCGCCCCAUACAUGAAAAAUGGAGCACCCAUGCAGCAUCAGCAGAGUGGUAAUAAAUUAUCCGAGGAUGCCUCAGAAGGAAGAAAUAAAGAUCUGAGAAGUAGAGGAUUAUGUUUGGUACCUAUUUCGAGCACUUUCCCAGUAACUCAUGAGACCAAUGUAGAUUUCUGGACACCUACUUUUGGAGCAACUUUCAGAUAAAACAGAGGUGGAUUCAAGAUUUAAAUGUGAUGAGUUCGAUCUUGAAAGUUCUUGUCACUGAACCUAUUGCAAUACUUCUGGCAUCACGGGUUCAAAAGUUAAUAUUUGUUAAAUUUAGUGAUUUUUUUCUCGUUUAAGCUAUAUACAUCAUUAGAGUAAGAAAUUUUACAUUAUUAGGUAAAAUUUACAUGUUAUAGCGGCCGGUUCAUUUUCAAGAUUACAAUUCUAAAUAAUGUAAAGUUUUAUUUA
Lycium ferocissimum is the source of this 1890-nucleotide messenger RNA. RefSeq names its product transcription factor bHLH123-like. Gene Ontology annotation, cellular component: nucleus. The record is from RefSeq and is a predicted model, not a curated record. Bases 304 to 1641 code for a protein of 445 amino acids. Gene Ontology annotation, molecular function: protein dimerization activity; DNA-binding transcription factor activity, RNA polymerase II-specific; RNA polymerase II cis-regulatory region sequence-specific DNA binding. The transcript is spliced from 7 exons. Gene Ontology annotation, biological process: regulation of transcription by RNA polymerase II. Lineage: Eukaryota; Viridiplantae; Streptophyta; Magnoliopsida; Solanales; Solanaceae.